This is a messenger RNA of Oreochromis niloticus (Nile tilapia), 7169 nucleotides long. RefSeq names its product nuclear factor 7, brain-like. Gene Ontology annotation, molecular function: ubiquitin-protein transferase activity; zinc ion binding; protein binding. The transcript is spliced from 2 exons. The record is from RefSeq and is a predicted model, not a curated record. Lineage: Eukaryota; Metazoa; Chordata; Actinopteri; Cichliformes; Cichlidae. The coding region runs from base 4797 to 6191 and encodes 464 amino acids. Gene Ontology annotation, biological process: protein ubiquitination.
AUUAUUAUCAUUAUUAUUAUUAACUGUAGAAAAUGUACCAAAUCUUGUUCGACUUUUUUUCUUUUUUUAUAGCACUCAACAUUCACCAAGCAUGUAUCAGUGUAUGUACACCAAUAAAACACAUUACAGAUGGGUAAAGGGCAACAGCACAGGUAAUCUAGGUAUUUGCUGUUAUCAUGACUUUGGAGCCAUUAACUUCCUGUUAAUCUCAUUCUGUUUAAAUUGUCAAACCGCGCACUUGCAACAUUCGUCCUAAUCCUCAGUGGCCAGGUGUGAAUGGACCUAAACAGCUUCCUGACAAAAAGACAGAUUUUCUGUUUCCCUUGCUGUCAGUCAGUCUGGUAAAUGGUGUUUCUUCCUCUGACUCAGGAUAUGUUUUAUUCCAAAGUUCAGACGAUGAACUGCCAAAAGCUAUAAAUGUUAAUGAUAAACAGAUUCUAUCUUAUGUGUCCUGUGAUCAGUGAUGCAGUCCUUGGAUAACUGUCACCAUACUAUACCUUCUGAAUUCUUGCCAGCAUGUUAAUAGCUCGGCCUUCGUCAACUUCAGUCAGCCCCACAGUGUUGUGCAUACACUUGUGUUCUGACACCGCUUGCUUGAGAAUGCAAAAAACGGAGCCAGUUCUGAGCUAUACAACAGGGUUCAUUUGUGUUGAAUGAUCAAAAUUUUGUCCCACCACUGGCACUAAAACUAUUGAACUAUAAUCAAAGACUACUCUCAGAACAUGCCUGAGAGUAGUUACACUCACAUUUACUUACAUUUACAUACAUUUUUUUAAAAGUAGCAAAUAUAAAACGGUUUGAGGCAAAUGUUGCUGUAAACUAACAAUAUCUAAAUCACCACAACCCCAGGUAUUUAAGCUGAUCCACCUUCUAUCUCCCUAUCAUUCAAACAUAUAUGUAUUCUUUCUUGCUUCGACUGAUUUUAAUUCCUGUUCUCUUCGGUACUUCCAUCUCUUUGGGCUUUUUCAUCCAUUACUCCUGUCCUCGUCUGCGACACUCACACAGAGAACAUAUGGGCUUUAAAUACUCACCCAGACGCUGAGGGCUAAUCAGGGGAAUCAGCUAGGAAACAAGACCGGUGAAAUGAAUGAAUACAAUCACAGACAGGAACUAAACUAAACUAAAGAGACAAAAACUAAUCAAUUAAAAGAGGAAGUAAUGAACAGAGAAACUUGACACAGGAGAACACACGGGAAAGCUUUUUACCUCUAUUCCCAAGGCUAAAGUCACAGUUUUGGUAAAAUUAUUAACUUUCAGAAAUACAUCUACUGUAAUGAAAUGUAUUCCCAAUUGCUGUGUAAGCCAUUAUUAUAAAUGUGAAAUAUUUAUACAUUAAUUAAAAACAGACACAUCUAGUUCAUUUCAUUAAUUACCAACAUUCUGCUAAUAGCAAUGUAAAAUACAGGAGCAAGUAAUACACUAACAAAAUUAUUUUUAGAGCACAUUUUAAGGGCUGGGUACAAUGACCUGCGUUUUAAUCAGGAUUUUGAAUCAGGAAGGUCAUCCAGGUCUUUGUAUGUUUAAGAUAGUCCAGCAGUUCAGGAUCACAGACCAUGGAUAGAUUACGCUGGGUAUUAUCUGUACGGCAUUAAAAAUAUAUGCUGUGCCUUCUAAUGAUACUGCCAAAGGGAAGCCCCAUGUCAUGGCUGUGUGAAGGUAGGCAGGAAUGGUGGACCCAAGAGCUGGACUUGCAAAGGCAAAGUGAACUCAAAACAUACGGCUUUAUUGUGGGAUUGCAGACAGAACAGAAAAAAACUGGGAAAGCAAAACUAACAGGCGGCAAGUUGGCAAACAGAACACACAGUGAAGAAUGAGAGAUGAUGCGAUGGGGAGAAGGGAAAUACGCAGACACUAAAUACAAGAGGUGAACAGGACUGAAAGGAAACAGCUGGGAGACACGGCUGACACUGAUUACACUGACAAGACACGGUACAGACGGAACACAGAGAGAACACAUGGGCGGGCACUAAACAGAGGGAGCACAGUAGCAGAACCCUAAGAAGUCUAAACACAACAUCAGAAUAAACUGGAAGACAAGAUCAUCAUCAUCAUCAUCAUCAUAAUAAUAAUUAAAAAAACUCAAAACACUGGGUCAAGUGACCCAGGUCCAUGACACCCCACUUCCAGAAAAGUUGGGGCACUUUCUAAAACUGCAAUAAAAGCUAAAUUUGGUAAUUACCUUGAACCAUUAUUUAACAAGCAAAGGACAACAAAAAGGUUAGAGUAUUUUCUACAACAAACUUAAACAUAAAUACAUUUAAACAUUGAUGCCAGCAACACACUCCAAAAAAAAAGAAUAAAAAAUAAAAAAUAAAUAAAUGAGACAGAGGCAGAUAAGCCUGUAAAUGUAGUAACAAGUAACCAGAGUUAGUAAAAGUGCUGAUUUUCUUUACGUAAGUAGAAGUACAGAUAACUUUGUUUAAAAAUACUCCAGUCAAAGUACUGAAGCAACUUUUUUUACUCAAGUAAAAGUAAAAAGUGUGAGCUUCAGUAGAUUUUCUGUUUAGACUGCUCCUUGUGGAAUUACACAACUGAACUGAACAAGACAUCAGCAGUUUCACAAGCUAUCAUGGCUGAUAUCUAUCCCCUACACUGAAACAAUACACUAUAUACUUAUACUGUCUUUAUACCAGUAUAUAUUAAAAUUCAGUUAAUUAAUCCAAACAUCAUCAUCUUAAAUGCAAAUUCAUCUCUGUUAUACUUGAUGUAAACCUUAAUCUGACCAUGAGCACCACAGACACUCUGAAUUCACCACAUUAAUGCAGACCAACCUGUUUAUCCUGCACAAAACUACACAAAGUCAGUCUACUCAGUUUAUUUGGUAUAAAUCAAAAUACAUAAUUUAUCAAAUCACAUCAUAUACAAAUCCAAUAUGUGAGUAAAAUGAUGAUAUCACAUGUAAGCUUUAAUUUGCAGUUUAUCAAGUGUUACUGAGCAGUCCUUCCCUUUAAAUGUAAGCUCUCUUCUUCCUCUUCUGCCCUUUCUUAUAUUUCUGUAGUACCACAAACAGAACAGGACACCUGCGCUCCCUCCGUCCCACUUUAACACCCCCAAGUAUAACAGAUGAUACCACUGAACCUAAAGUAAGGAGUCUGUUUUAAAAGUGUAGAAUGUACAGGUAUUUGUUUAAAAAUGUAGGGAGCAAAAAUAUAAAUACUCAAAUAAAGUACAGAUAUCUGAAAAUUCUACUUAAGAACAGUAACAAAGUAAUGGUACUCAUUCCCACUUCUGCAUCUACUAAUCGUCUCAAUUAGCAGGUUAAGAGAUAACUCAUGUGCAUGUCAAGCUUUGGUAUAAAGGAAGCACCCACCAAAGGUUCAGUCUUUGCAAGCAGAGAGGAAAGAGGAAGCGAAUAUCAAUUUCGUGCAGAAAUGCUAACAAGUUUUUUCAGCUUAAGAUCACCUGACAUGGAACGCAAGACUAUGGAAAUGUGUUCUGUGGUAAGAUGAGUGCACAUUUCAGCUUGUUUUGGGGGAAACUGGACCUCAUAUACAUUGCAAAGACGAGAAAAAACCCCUGAUCCAGAUUGUUACCAAAGAAAGGUGCAAAAACAAACCUUUGUGAUAAAUGGGCGUGCAUCAGUGUCCAUGUGAUGGGGGAUUUGUGAAGGCACCAUUGAUGCAGAGGCUUACACAAGAACUUUGGAGGAACAUAUGCUCUUUUCCUAGCAACUCCAUGUGUAUUUCAACAGGCCUCAUUAUGCACAAAUUACAACAGGCUGGCUUCACAGACAUAAAGUCUGUAAAAAAAACAGGGGAUAUGACCCAAUGGUAAACUUGCAUGUCCCAACCUUUUUGGAAUGUGUUGCAGGCAUUAGUGUUUAAAUGUGUUUCUUGAAAUAUUUUGUUUACCCCUUUGCCCGUUAACUAAAUGUUUAAAUGCCGUACCAAAUCGCAGAUUUUAGUGUUUAUUGCAGUUUUAGAAAUAGUCCCAAGUUUUCUGGAAAUGGGUUUUGUAUAAUAUAAAUAGAAUCAGUGUCAUAUACAGGACCUUUGGCCAUGUUGCUUUAACGACCACACAAACAUUAGGUUUGUAAUUGACUGUACUGGAAAAUGACCAAAACCCAGUCAAUUAGAGACGAGCUGUGAGUCAAGCCAAGUAAGUACCAAUGAAAAAGGGACAUUAGUGUUAAAAAACAAAAAAACCAAAAGAUCUCAGGAUAUGACUUUAAUAUGCAUAUUUAAUAAUUUGUAAGACUGCUUUUCUUGCAUUUACGCAAUCUCUAAAAUGAGAAAUAUCCUAUCUCAGAGCGAUGCUGAUAAAACCCCAAUGAACUGGCAGCAGGCCGUGGGCAUACAAGAUUACCCAUGCCUGCCCACGGCCUCUUACUGAGUGCAGCUCCAGACUGAAACAAUCCAGUUCCUCUCUAGGAGACUCGUUCCAGAGCCCAAGCCAUGCUUAGAAGUGGACACCUCAUGCAACAGGUCAGGCUCCUUCCACAUCAGAGAGGUAACAUUCCAUCUCAAUUCCAUCUUAAUAUUUUCUGAGCUGCAGGCAGAGUUCAGAAGUCUGAACCUUAGACUGAAACAGACCUAUGCUGUGGGCAAAGCUAUAGGAUUUACAAGAGGAAGGUGAAUAAAGCUCUGACUCUUACAUCACCCAACUGCGCCAAAGCAGGAAACAGGAAGUUCUUCAUCCUUGGAAAAGAGAGACGCACAGACGAUCAGACUGAGUUCAGAGCAAACUAGCAGCUUCCUCUGAGUGAGUCCAGCUAAAGGAGAGAAAAGUGGAAAACUCCAACACUGCUGCUUCAAGCUGCUGACGCUCCACACACUGAAUCUUCACUCACAGACUCAAUGGCUUCCAGAUCAGAGGAGGAUCUCUGCUGUCCGGUCUGUCAGGAGGUCUUCAGAGAUCCUGUUAUUCUGUCAUGUAGCCACAGCUUCUGUAAAGACUGUCUGAAGAGAUGGUGGAAAGAGAGACCAACACACGAGUGUCCAGUUUGUAAGAGAAGAUCUUCCAAGGAUCCACCUCCUAACCUGGCUUUAAAGAACCUGUGUGAGUCGUUCUUACAAGAGAGAGAUCAGAGAGCUUCAGAGGCUCUCUGCAGUCUGCACUCUGAGAAACUCAAACUCUUCUGUCUGGACCAUCAGCAGCCAGUGUGUGUCGUCUGCAGAGACUCAGAAAAACACACCAAUCACAGAUUCAGACUCAUCGAUGAAGCUGCACAACAACACAAGAAGGAACUUCAGGAAACUCUGGAGCCCUUAAAGAAGAAGUUAAAGGUUUGUGAAGAAAUUCAAGUGAAGUUUGAUCAAACAGCAGAACACAUUAAGGUCCAGGCCCGACACACAGAGAGGCAGAUUAAGGAGCAGUUUAAGAAGCUUCACCAGUUUCUAGCAGAGGAAGAGGAGGCCAGGCUGGCUGCACUGAGGGAGGAAGAGGAGCAGAAGAGUGGGAUGAUGAAGGAGAAGAUGGAGGCUCUGAGCAGAGAGAUAGCAGCUCUUUCAGACACAGUCAGAGCCACAGAGGAGGAGCUGAGAGCUGAAGACGUCUCAUUCCUGCACAACUACAAGGCUGCAGUGGAAAGAGUCCAGCGCUGCCCCCUGCUGGAUGAUCCACAGCUGCCCUCAGGAGCUCUGAUAGACCAGGCCAAACACCUGGGCAACCUGAUCUUCAACAUCUGGAACAACAUGAAGGACAUGGUCUCCUACACUCCUCUCAUCCUGGACCCAAACACUGCUCAUCCAAACCUCAUCCUGUCUCAAGAUCUGACCAGUGUGAGACGAGGAGGAGAGAGGCAGCAGCUUCCCGAUAAUCCAGAGAGGAUUCAUUUGUUCUACUCUGUCCUGGGCUCUGAGGGCUUUAACUCAGGGACUCACAGCUGGGAUGUUGAUGUUGGAGACAGUACAUGGUGGAGACUGGGUGUGUUAGCAGAGUCUGUGCAGAGGAAGGGAGACAUAGAGUCUGGAUUAUGGAGAUUAGGCUUCAGUUCAGAUAAAUAUUCAGCACAUUCACCAUCUGCUCCAGAAACUGAUCUUGUAAUACAGAAGACGUUCCAGAGGAUCAGAGUGAAUCUGGACUGGAACAGAGGAAAGCUGUCGUUCUCUGAUCCUGAUACUAACACACACAUACACACCUUCACACACACUUUUACUGAGAAGAUGUUUCCAUAUAUUCACCCUAUGGAUGACAUGAAGAUAUCACCAGUGAAGGUGUCAGUGUCAGUGGAGCAGACCAAUUCAGGAUGAUUAUAUUCUUAAUGCUGUCUGCUCUCACUAAACCUACUAAAAUGUAGUUAUACUGUAGUUUUAUGUAAUGAAAAAAAUCAUCAACGUUACUUUUUCAGUUAAAUUAAGAGAAAGAAGGCAAUUUCUACAAUUUUACAUUUCAGUGAAGUGCAACAGUUCAUAUAAUAUUUAACAUGCAGUUCGUAUAUACUACAUGAUAUACUCUAUGCUAUACAACAUUUAAAAGAACUAUGAGAUAAUCUGCUUUUAAAUUCCAGAAGAGCAGAUGUAACAUUUAAAUGUUGGGCCUUUAAAAGGCCCACAAGAUUCAGCAUCUGUGUCAUUCACCCUGGACUGGAGAUACUUUUAAACAUCUCCAGUUGUGUCUUUCUUUGUAAAGUACAUUAACAUACUUCACUUACCAGACAAACUCUAGUUCAAACAACACUGACAAACUGGCAUCAGCACAGACGUUUAUAAUGUGCUGUGAGUUGACUUUAGAAGCUAGAUGCAUGGAAACAAGAUGAGAAAACUGGAAACUCAGCACAGGAUGUGGAAUCAGGUCAUGCUGUAACUCACACUGUGAGAACUUGAACUAUCAAACUAUAUUUGACUGUAAUUAAAAAACAUAUUCUGCAUUUACUACUACAUUGCAUUACUACAUUAAUGAAUGUGUCUUUCAAAUGCCACAUAGCUAAUAGCAUAAAAACUCAAGUGCUGUGAUCUGGGUGAGACAACUUAUGUCAAACCUUCCUAGUGAUGGGUAGAUGAGGCCUUGUGAAGCGUUUCAGCACAUUUCACAAACUGUAUCGAUACUGUGUCGACACAGUGUUGCUGGUUUGCUCCAUACUGUCACCUGCUGGAACUUAAAUAUCAUUGAAGGCAACUUACUUGAGACUCACAACAGACACUGAUUCAAUGACCUUGUCAUACUUGUACACACUGUAAGGUAUUGUACUCUCCAUGGAAUCAUUUUAUAUCUUUUACAUUGCAAAUAUU